Molecule: messenger RNA, 2692 nt
Organism: Gekko japonicus
Lineage: Eukaryota; Metazoa; Chordata; Lepidosauria; Squamata; Gekkonidae
Gene: FARSB
Product: phenylalanyl-tRNA synthetase beta subunit
Exons: 17
Coding region: 5-1774 (589 amino acids)
Biological process (GO): phenylalanyl-tRNA aminoacylation
Cellular component (GO): phenylalanine-tRNA ligase complex; cytoplasm
Molecular function (GO): magnesium ion binding; RNA binding; phenylalanine-tRNA ligase activity
Source: RefSeq, a predicted model, not a curated record
UACCAUGCCGACUGUCAGUGUGAAGCGGGAUUUGCUUUUCCAGGCACUGGGAAGGAGUUACACGGAUGAAGAAUUUGAUGAACUCUGCUUUGAGUUUGGCUUGGAGCUUGAUGAAAUUACUUCUGAAAAGGAAAUAAUAAACAAAGAGCAAGGGGAUGGAAAGGCAGAGGGUGCUUCUGAAAUCAUUCUCUAUAAAAUUGAUGUUCCAGCUAACCGAUAUGAUCUCCUUUGUUUGGAAGGUCUAGUCAGAGGUCUUCAAGUAUUUAAAGAGAGAAUAAGGGCCCCACGAUACAAAAGGAUCACACUGCCUACUGGUGAACUCCAAAGACUUUCCAUUAUGGAAGAGACUGCCCAAGUCCGUCCUUUUGCUGUGGCUGCAGUUCUUCGUAACAUAACUUUGACCAAGGACCGCUAUGAUAGUUUAAUUGACCUUCAAGAAAAAUUACAUCAGAACAUAUGCAGGAAAAGAUCAUUAGUAGCAAUUGGAACCCAUGAUUUAGACACUGUUUCAGGCCCAUUUAUAUAUACUGCUAAACCACCAUCUGAAAUUAAAUUCAAACCUUUGAAUCAGGACAAGGAGUAUACUGCCUCUGAGAUCAUGGAUCUGUACAGGACAGAUAGCCAUCUUAGACAUUAUCUGCAUAUUAUUGAAAAUGAACCACUUUAUCCAGUUAUCUAUGAUAGCAACGGUGUUGUCCUUUCCAUGCCACCAAUAAUUAAUGGAGACCAUACAAAAAUAAAUCUCAACACCAGAAAUGUGUUCAUUGAGUGUACAGCUACAGACUUUACCAAAGCAAAAAUUGUCCUUGAUAUCUUAGUCACGAUGUUCAGUGAAUACUGCCAGAAGCCAUUCACUGUUGAAGCAACAGAAGUAACUUAUCCCAAUGGAAAAAGCUACAACUUCCCAGAGCUGGCUUAUCGUCGAGAAAAGAUAAAACCUGACAUAAUGAACAAGAAAAUAGGAAUUAGUGAGACUCCGGCAAGCCUUGCAAAGCUGCUUACCAGGAUGUGUUUGAAGUCUCACGUCAUAGGGAAUGGGAACAAUAUAGAGGUUGAAAUCCCUCCUACAAGAUCUGACAUUAUCCAUGCAUGUGAUAUCAUAGAAGACGCAGCAAUCGCGUAUGGCUAUAAUAACAUUCAGAUGACUAUUCCGAAAACAUACACCAUAGCUAAUCAAUUCCCUCUCAAUAAUCUCACAGAGCUCCUGAGACAAGACUUGGCAGCAGCAGGCUUCACUGAAGCACUCACUUUUGCUCUGUGUUCUCAAGAAGACAUUGCUAACAAAAUGGGGAUCGACAUCUCUGCAACAAAAGCAGUGCAUAUAGCGAAUCCAAAAACAGCAGAAUUUCAGGUGGCACGUACUACCCUCUUGCCUGGUCUCCUGAAAACUAUUGCCAGUAACAGGAAGAUGCCUCUACCUCUGAAACUCUUUGAGAUCUCUGACAUUGUAGUAAAAGAUUCCACCAAAGAUGUAGGUGCAAGAAACCACAGGCAUCUUUGUGCUGUUUACCAUAACAAAAACCCUGGCUUUGAGGUGAUUCAUGGGCUGCUGGAUAGAGUUAUGCAGUUGCUGGAUGUCCCACCAAGCAAAGAGAAUGGAUAUUACAUUAAAGCAACGGAAGACUCUGCUUUUUUCCCUGGGCGCUGUGCUGCGAUUUUUGCUAAAGGACACAACAUUGGGAACCUUGGAGUCCUUCACCCUGAUGUCAUCACCAAGUUUGAGCUCACCAUGCCCUGCUCUGCUCUAGAAAUCACAAUCGAGUCUUUCUUGUGAAUGCCUAACAGCAGCAUCCUUUUUCCGUCCACACCAUUCUGUAACUAGCCUUGUUUCUUGGUAACUUUUAGGAGCGUCUUCCUAUCUUUUAAUGAACUUACACAAAGCUUCUUUGGGGCUCUAAAAAAUCUUCCAUUUUUGCAAUAAGGUCGUCUUCAGUAACAUAAACCUAUAGUCUCUUAAAUAUAGCACCUAGAAUGAUCAGUCUGUUAAUAAAAAUGCUUGAAGCAGGACUUGAGCCCCUAAGUGACUAGCACAAAUGUUGAAGAAACGUGAGCAAAACAAGGAGCUGGGUUGUCACUGGGUGAUUCGGCAUUAGACCUUAGAUCCUGGUUCAACCCUGUCCCCGAACUUACAUUCUAUACUACACUCGAGUUCACCCCUGUAAUUAUCUCGGGGUAUUUUUUGUUUCCACAGUACAUUGAGUUCACCCCAGUUUUGCCUCACACUUGUUCGGGGAUAAAUGGAUGCUGUUAUAACCAGCGAUAAAUGCAAGGUAUUGUGUUGCGAGCUGAACUCUGAUAAAACCAGGGAUGAGAUCCAAGUGCGAAAAGGACCAUUGUAUGACACUGUCAUGUGGUCACCCAAUGGGAAAAGAAGCUAAAGAAAUAAAUUUAUUUAUAGAAAAUGGAGUUACUUCUAACAGUAGUUUAAAUGAGUAUAGAUAGAUCUGUAUGGGGGGGGGGACGACAAAGAAUCAAAAUACAAAUGAAGUUUCUAUUUGCACCUGGGUUAUCCAAAGCUGCUCACGUGCAGGGGCUUAUCUGAGCCUUCCAUCUGUUUUCUUGUUGGAAGGACUAGCCAUGCUUUCCCCCAGAUGCCAAACUCAGCUUGUAUGUGCCUAAGGGAACUCUUUCACUUAUAAUAAUAAUAAUACCUUCUGAUUUAUUGAUCGCUCAAUUCGGCAGAGUUGCUGGC